Messenger RNA from Lampris incognitus (smalleye Pacific opah), 5454 nucleotides. Its product is annotated as monocarboxylate transporter 9-like. The transcript is spliced from 9 exons. Lineage: Eukaryota; Metazoa; Chordata; Actinopteri; Lampriformes; Lampridae. Gene Ontology annotation, biological process: monocarboxylic acid transport; transmembrane transport. The coding region runs from base 325 to 1953 and encodes 542 amino acids. Gene Ontology annotation, molecular function: monocarboxylic acid transmembrane transporter activity. The record is from RefSeq and is a predicted model, not a curated record.
CUCAGCCUUCCCACGUCGGCUCCCUCAUUCACCCGUAGACGAUGCCACAGCAGUACAGCAGCUCUCCGUUUCAGGGCUACAGAAGACGCUACAGUCGGUUCAUCAUGGUGGAAAUGUGCGUGGGGCUAUGAUAGACAUCUCCCGGGGCGCAGCGCACCUCACGGCCGGUUGACCGCUCAUCUUCCAGCGCGCCGGCAGCGGAGUUUGCCAGGGAGCCAGACGCCUCUCGCAGCAUCUGCAGGUGCCCAGUGGCUUGGUAGGUGCUCUUUUUCACCUCGGACUCUCCCAAGUCCUCCUUACAAGUCAGACCAGGUGUUAGACAUCAUGGAUCCUCCUGCUAAGACCACCUCCCCUACCGCCACCGUCGCCACAAGUAAGACCCCGAAGCCCCUGGAUGGUGGGUGGGGCUGGGUGAUCGUGGUGGCCUGCUUCAUGGCUCAGUUUCUGGCCUACGGGUCUCCUCAAUCAGUGGGUGUACUCUACCCAGAGUGGCUGCAGGCCUUCCAGGAGGGAAAGGGCAUGACGGCCUGGGUGGGCUCGCUGGUCUCCGGCGUGGGACUCAUUGUCAGUCCCAUCUGCAGUGCCUGUGUGGUUAACUUUGGUGCACGGCCGGUCACCAUCUUUAGCGGCGUGAUGGUAUCGGGGGGGCUGAUGCUCAGUGCCUUUGCACCCAAUAUUCCUUUCCUCAUCUUCUCCUAUGGCAUAGUGGUUGGUAUUGGCUGUGGACUGGUGUAUGCUGCCACCCUCACUAUCACCUGUCUGUAUUUUGACAAGAAGAGAGGCUUGGCAUUGGGGAUAGUCACCACAGGUACCAGUGUGGGCGGGUUCCUCUAUGCCACGCUGCAGAAUGAGCUGAUUGUGUUGUUUGGCCUACAUGGCUGCCUGCUGAUAAUUGGCGCACUGGCACUCAAUAUCAUCGCCUGUGCUGGCCCCAUGCGACCUUUAACCCCACCGAAAUACUACCUCAAACAACGUGCUGCCAUUUUAGAACGGGCGGCCGAGGGACAGUUCAACCAGAAAACUCUCAUGUCUGAGGAGCCAACCAAACCAGGUCUGAAAGAUGUGCAAUCAAGCGAGGAGCCCUUGCUGGUCAAGGAUGUACUUCUCAUUAUUGAGACGAAGGAGACACUGGCCUGCAAGAGGAAGAGGAGUCUGUUUAGCUGUUCAGCCUUGGUCAAGCUGAUUAAGAACAAGUUAAGAGAUUAUUCAAGGAGCUGCUCCUCUACAUUGGCUCUGCUCUACAACCGAGUCUUCAUGGCCUUGUGUGUUUCCCUCUUCCUGUUCAGCCUUGGUGCCUUCCCGCCCUUGCUCUUUAUGGAGGAUGUGGCCCAGAGCGAGGGGUUGUCGGAGGGCGUGGCAGCUAUCCCUCUGGUCUCACUCACUGCCAUCUCGGCUGGCGCCGGCAAGAUGGGACUGGGCACCAUGGCCGACCUGCGGGGCGUCAACAGCGUCUUUCUCUACGCCUUCACCAUCGGAGCGUCCGGGCUGGGACUGCUGCUCAUACCAGUGAUCAAAUCUUAUCUGGGCCUCCAAAUCCUGUCUGCCUACUUGGGGUUCCUGUCUGGGAACUGGUCCUUGACGCCCUACGUCACCAACCAUUUGGUGGGCAUGGAGAAGCUAACUGAGGCCCACGGGAUCCUCAUGUUCUUCGGAGGCUUUGGAAUAAUGCUGGGUCCACCUGUCGUAGGCUGGUUCUAUGACGUAACCCAGUCUUAUGACCUUGCAUUCUACCUCAGUGGGGGUUGUGUACUGAUGGGUGGUAUGAUCCUCUUCAUCGCCGCCCUGCCAUGCCUGGAGCAUACCAAGUCUGAAAGUGCCCCGUGUCCUGAAGUCCCUCCCGCAGAGCUCAUGGAGUGUAUCGUUGCUGUCGUCCCAGAUGCCGCUCUGCCAAAUACGGCAAAAACACCGUCGUAUUCGCCUGCUUUGGCGGAGCGACUCAAAACCAGGUUGUAAAUCUAAGCAGCAGAACCUAGGAUGUGGAUUCUGGUUCACAAUCUGGACCAUGGAAUCUGAAUCAGAAUCAUGUUUAUUUGCCAUGUAGGUUUGCACAAACAUGGAAUUUGACUCUGGUUUCGUGGCUCUCAGUAUACUUAACAUAGAAUAACAACACUACAACCCAACAAUCUUCAGAUUAUAUACACAAGGAUUGACUAUAUACAGGCGAAUAUAUAUCUGGACAUUAAUUCUAAUACAUGACUCUAAAGUUGAAAUGCUUGAUUUGAAAUGUUUGUUUUCUUGGAUUUUUUUUAAAAAAGAAUUUUUAAAUUUUUUGAGAUUUUGUUAAUGGUUAUUGGUAACACAUGUAUUGCUUGACAUGAAACAUUCAAAUAUGGACCUGAAUGUUCAUGUCAUUGCCUGAAUCAGAUCAGGAUCUGAUUCUCUGAAUCUGGAGUUAAAGCUGGGCUAGUGUAAACCGUCCUGAAUGAACCAGAUCCAGAUGGGUUUUUGAUGCCACAAUGGACUUUAGGGUCGGGCUGAAGACUUGAACAAGAUACAGGGUUUUUGAGUUGUCCACUUUGCAGUGAAAGGAAAAUAUUAUUCUGAUUUUUUUUUUUUUGAUAAUUUCUAUUGAAGAGGCAUAGACAUGAUGUUUACCAAGAAGGUCUGAUUUUAGCUUACAUGAAGAGCAAAGAGAGAGCUCACCAAGAGAGCCAACCCCAUCUUGUAGAAAACAAGAACAACGCAGUGUUUGUGAACAAUCUCCGCUGGCAUCUUGAAGAUGUCAACACUUCAAAUCUUCAUAAACUUUCCGCUUUGGUGGAGAGGGAUUUCUGCGAUGCUCAGGUUGUCCAGUCUUAAAAGAAAUACCGAGUUAAAAAUGCACAGGACCCAGAUGAGUUCCUCGUUGCACUCCUAGAUGGUUUUCAGACCCUAAAGUUGAGAGUUUGACCAUCACAGUUUUCAUCUUCAGCAGUUUUGGCCCACAGCUCCUAGUAGCUGGUGCCUGUACUGGACUUGUGAUUGUAUGUCAGGUGAAUUGACGUCUACCUUUCAUCCACACUGACUUACAAUAAUGGUCCCUCCUAGAUCAUGAACACUACUAUCAGCAGUCAGCGAAGCGAUUUCCCUUCCCUCCAUAUUCUUUUAAAGUGGAAAGCAACUUGAUACGAGUCAUCACCUUUUUUUUGCGUUUGGCUCAGAAUAAUCAGGCUUUCGGGAUUUUUCUGCCGCGGACCUCUUAUGGUCAUAAUGACAUUUGCUGGUGUUUUAUUGCCUCAUUUUGGAAGGCUCCAGCAUUCCUGGGUUGUAGUGCUGGAUCACACCAAGCUACGACUUUCUUUCCCCGGCGGCCUGAACUGGGCUCAGCUCCCCCUCCAUCAUCAGCUCAAUCCGUCCCUCAGAAGGUGACGAUGAAUACCGCAAUGCAUUCAUGUUUGGCAACUUUAUUUGGCCAAUAUGAGGACAUGCCAAGACCUAUAUUAACUUUUUUUUUUAAAACUGAUGGCAAAUUUUGACUUGCCUUUCCGCCAUCCUUGCGAAGCUGAGUAUCAUUUGCUGUUAGUGUUGUUCUUAUGUUUGUGUUCUGGCUUUGUUAAUAUUUAUUCACUCCACCUCGGGCGUUUUUCAAGGUGACUCCACUUUUAUUUAAAAAGUCUGCUCUGAGUAAUGCCGACAUGCUGUAUAAUCUUUCUCUUUGUUUGCCAGUUAUCUCGUUUGUUGUGUUUUUAAACCCCCCCCCCCCCCCGUCACCAUGUUUCCGUGAAUGCUUGCGAGGCGGGAAGGGGUGAGAUCCCGGCGGUCCACGUCCAAGCGGAGGUAAACAAUAAGAACAAAGUGGAAAUGCACUUUAGCCACAAAGAACAUGAGCGCAUUCUUCUGUUUUCUUUUGUUUCCGGGUUCGCAGGUUGAAAGGUAUUUGGCACGUGGGGUCUUUUGAGGCACGUGACUGAUGGGGGGUGUUUAACCGCGCGUGUCCUCGCCGGUAAAACCCCUCAAGAUGAGGAGCGGUCUAUUUUGCUAAUAUAUAUAUUUUUCUGAUGUAGCGUUAUGCCGCCGUGGGAGCGUUUUUCUUUCUGUCCUGUGUAAAAAUUACAAAGAUGUAAAUGGCGUCCGGGCGGUGUGGCGGUCUAUCCCAUCGCCUACCAACACGGGGGUCGCCGGUUCGAAUCCCCGUGUUACUUGGUCGGGCGUCCCUACAGACACACCUGGCCGUGUCCGCGGGUGGGAAGCCGGGUGUGGGGUAAGAGUGGGGUAAUUGGCCCUGUACAGAUGUGCACAGGUUUGGUUUCCCUCGGGGCGCGCGCUAGUGCCCCGCAUGGUAAGCGCAGCUGCGGGGUGACGCUCAGCUGAACGCCGCCAUCGAACUCUACGAGGUCCGCCGACGUUCGCAGUGCUCCACAUUGAGCUUACCUGCACACUGAGGAUCAUGUCACAGGAAUCGGCGACACGUUUUUGAGAAUUUGGCUAUUUUAGAUGUAGGUUCCUAUAUGGAGCUUUGCCCGUUUCACUGAAGGGGAGGAACACCCCCGCCGCCCCUCAGAAAUCCCUCCGCACGUCAGUAUAUCAAGCCGAAGUGUCCGGCGGCGUUACCCAGCACUGUAUUCUCCUGCCAGAGUCUAAUUUUAGAGGCCCGAUGUUUGGAUAUAUGCCUAACUGUCAAAGAAACCGCUUUUUGUAGCACAGUUAAGCCUUUGUUUUACAUUUAAACCAGGCUGGUCCUUCAUUUGAUACGUCUCCGUGUGAUUUGUCGAGAUCUUCCAUGUGUGUCUUUUAUAUUGCAUGUUUGGUUGGAUAUAUAUAUAUGUACGUAUGUUCAACAGUGGUAAUUGUGAGUAAUUGUGUUUUUUUUUAGCUGUGUGAUGACGAUAUUGGAUAGCUGUGUAGAGACGGGGCCGCAUCUGCCCCCCCCAAAAAAAACAAAACAAACGAAACUUGAAAUCCCUUCCAACACGUUGCGUGGAUCGUCUUUUCUUUGAUGGCGUAGCGAAAUGUAACAGCUUCCGUCUUCCAAUGGCUGCAGCCGGGGGACGGCGCGAGCGUCCAUUAGACGCCAGCGCCCACGAGAAAAGGGACGACUUGCUGAAACCCGGCGCACUGAAACUGGGUUUGAAUCCUGACAAAGACCCUGUGUGUGUGUGUGUGUGUGACUUGAUGCAUGCAUGUGUGUGAUUUCAGCAUAUGACACGACAGAAGAACAAAUGUGCAUCUUGUUAUACCGUCUGCAGGCGGGUUUUCUAGAGACACACGUGUGUCGUGGUUCGUUGUGUGACUCGUCUGCAGCCUGGCUCCUUCUGGAAGAGAAAAGAAAACGUCAACAACAUUGUGUUACUUGAAAUGAACUGGAGUUACAAUUGAAGAAGACAAAACGUGGCGUGUCUGCCACCGAAGAGGAUCCUGUGCUCAUAAUGUCUCGUGAAAAGGAUGAUGGUGUUUGUCUUGAGAACACACUUGUGGUGUUAUUUAUAUCGUUAUGUGUUCGCUUGUUUUCAACGCUGUUUUUUAAUAAAUAAGUAA